AUGAGCAAGACGUACUCCUCCUCGGCCCAGUCCGCCUCCUCCUACCGCCGCACCUUCGGCUCUGGCAUCGGCUCAUCCCCAAUGUCUUCCCACUUCUCCUCCAUGGGAGGAGGUGGUCGGAGCGCCGCUUCAAGCCACAUGUCCUCAAGAGUCUAUGAGGUCAAGUCUGCCGGUGUCCCCUCCUAUUCCAGCUACAGGAUGUCCUCUGGUGCUGGUGGAGGGAUUGGCUCCUCUUCAGCCAUGCGUACCUACUCUGGUGAGAAACUUGACUUCAACCUGGCUGAUGCCAUGAACCAGGACUUCCUCAAUACAAGGACCAACGAGAAAGCUGAGCUCCAGCACCUCAAUGAUCGCUUCGCCAGCUACAUCGAGAAGGUGCGUUUCCUGGAGCAGCAGAACGCAGCGCUGACAGUGGAGAUUGAGAAGCUGAGGGGCCGUGAGGGGCCCGGGCGUGUGGCUGAAAUGUACGAGGAGGAGAUGAGGGAGCUGAGGAGGCAAAUAGAGGCUCUGUCCAACCAACGCGCACGAGUGGAGGUUGAGAGAGACAACUUGGGUGAUGACCUGCAGAAACUGAAGAUCAGACUGCAUGAGGAGAUUCAGCAGAAGGAAGAGGCUGAGAACAACCUUUCUGCUUUCAGAGCCGAUGUAGACAAUGCCACUCUGGCCAGGCUGGACCUGGAGAGACGCAUUGAGAGUCUGCAGGAGGAGAUUGCCUUCCUGAAGAAGAUCCAUGAAGAGGAGAUCCGUGAGCUGCAGAGUCAGAUGCAGGACACUCAGGUGCAGAUCCAGAUGGACAUGUCCAAACCAGACCUGACUGCUGCUCUGAGAGACAUCCGCAUCCAGUAUGAGGGCAUCGCUGCCAAGAACAUUUCAGAGGCUGAAGAAUGGUACAAGUCUAAGGUGUCUGAUCUGAACCAGGCUGUGAACAAGAACAAUGACACUCUGCGUCAGGCCAAGCAGGAAUCCAUGGAGUUCAGACACCAGAUCCAGUCCUACACCUGUGAGAUCGACUCACUUAAGGGCACCAACGAGUCUCUGCUGCGCCAGAUGAGAGACAUGGAGGACCGUAUGACCCGUGAGGCUUCUGGUUACCAGGAUACUAUCUCAAGGCUGGAAGAAGACAUCGCUAAGAUGAAGGAUGAUAUGGCUCGCCACCUGAGGGAGUACCAGGACCUCCUCAAUGUGAAGAUGGCCCUUGAUAUUGAGAUCGCCACCUACCGCAAGCUGCUGGAGGGAGAGGAGAGCAGGAUCACCACCACUACACCAAUGCAGUCUGCUUACUCCUCCAUUGGAUUCAGAGAGACCAGUCCUGAGUCGCAGCAUCGCUCCUCAGAGGUUCACUCCAAGAAGACGGUGCUCAUCAAGACCAUCGAGACCCGUGAUGGAGAGGUUGUCAGCGAAUCCACACAGCACCAGCAGGACAUCAUGUAAACCAACAGAGGCAACUUUAGAAACACUGAAUAUAAUAAAAACAUAAAAAAAUAAAGAAGCACAACAUUUUCUUACCACCAUUAUAAGGAUGUAUAAGCUGUAGACCAUUUCAGCUGAUUUAAAUGAAACACCAGUAUACAUCAUUCUACAUCAUAAUGUAUACUUGAUAAACUGUAAUUGCAGUAUUAAGGCAAAUAUUGUUCUGCCGAUAGCCUGGUUCUAAAUAAAGGUCAUUCCAGGAAUUAAGCUCGUUUUACUGUUUCUUCCUGCACAAAUCGAUUUUUGUAUCUUGUUUACAAAAAUGGCAAGAGGUUAAAAUCAACAGCAAAGGCCGAGCAUGCAAAAGGAAGUUUGCAAGGUGCAAGAAGGAUCCCGAGGCCUGAAAUACCAUUGUCAAAUCUAAAAUUGUAAUGGUUAAUUUUGUAUUAUUCCAAGUCUCUCUGUGCAAACUUGCACAUGUAACUUGACAAAGAAGUGCUUUUAGUUGUGCAACAGAUCUAAGGAAAGUGUAAUGUUGAUCUUAGGCUUGUAAGACGUCAGAAACACAGACAUGAAUAAAAAGGAGAAACGUCAUGUUUGAAGUUUGAGCUCAGUAGCAUGUGCAGGGUCUGAUUGUAUGUGUAUGGGUGACAUGUUAUGUUGCUUCGCAGUGCCAAAAAAAGCCAAAUAAAGACAUUUAUUAUCAG
Notolabrus celidotus (New Zealand spotty) is the source of this 2117-nucleotide messenger RNA. It is a transcript of the gene desma, whose product is annotated as desmin a. The transcript has 10 exons. The record is from RefSeq and is a predicted model, not a curated record. NCBI's taxonomy places the organism in Eukaryota, Metazoa, Chordata, Actinopteri, Labriformes, Labridae. Bases 1 to 1431 code for a protein of 476 amino acids. Gene Ontology annotation, biological process: skeletal muscle organ development. Gene Ontology annotation, cellular component: intermediate filament; cell-cell junction; sarcolemma.